UGUUUUUUCCCCCAUUUUUUUCCCGUUUUUCCCAGUUCUUUUCCCAAUGUUUUUCCCGUUUUUCCGCAGGCGAAGCCGGGUGGGAUCAAGGGCCCCCCCCAGCCCCUGGGGGGCGGGAAGGCCCCGCCCAUGCUGGAGGCGAAGCUGGCGCUGAAGAAACCCCCAGUGCUGCAGCCCAGUAAGGAGGCCUGCCUCCUGGAGCAGCUGCACAAGCACCAGGGCUCGGUGCUGCACCCCGAGUUCCGCACCCCCUUCCGCUCCGUGGGCGACGCCCUGCGCCGGCUGCUGCCCUACCACGUCUACCAGGGGGUGCUGCCGGGCCAGCCCGAGUGCCAGAGGGUGGACGAGGAGUUCGAGGCGGUGUCGGAGCAGCUGCUGCGCCGCACGCGAGCCAUGCUCAACAAAUACCGGCUGCUGCUGCUCGAGGAGUCACGGCGCUCCAGCCCCUCGGCAGAGAUGGUGAUGAUCGACAGGAUUUUCAUCCAGGAGGAGAAAACGGCGCUGGCGCUCGACCGGCAGCUGGCGCGGGACCGGCCCG
Messenger RNA from Ficedula albicollis (Collared flycatcher), 538 nucleotides. Its product is annotated as glioma tumor suppressor candidate region gene 1 protein-like. The annotation marks the transcript as partial. Gene Ontology annotation, cellular component: SWI/SNF complex. Gene Ontology annotation, biological process: positive regulation of DNA-templated transcription. The record is from RefSeq and is a predicted model, not a curated record. The transcript is spliced from 5 exons. Lineage: Eukaryota; Metazoa; Chordata; Aves; Passeriformes; Muscicapidae.